CUGUGUGUGAAAUAAAUAAUGUGCGGCAGAGGCAGGCCAUGGAGGUGUACAGAACUUGUCGUCGCCGGAAGCAUCUGUAACUUUUCUCUUCAUGGCCGCGGCAACAAUGUUUCUUUUUUGAUUACUCUUCUUUUUCGAUGUUCUUCCAGUCAGUUUACAUGGGCAAUGUAGCUUGAACAUGUGAACGCGUUUACUUUGUUCUGCUCUUAUGGAAGUUUUAGAUUAAUUUAGUCUAAAACUGCAGUCUGAACGCUAUAAUAAUUACCCCUCAAAAAUUGAAUCCCUGUGACCUGCACUGGAUUUAAAUUUUGUCAAAUAUAAAAGGCACUUUUUUUUUGCGUCUUCGGAAUCUAUAUCGACGUGAAGAUUUGUUUUCGCUAGAUCCCCAACAACGUGCGGUUUUAUGUUCGAUGCCUCACGGCAUUGUUCUGUCUCGACCAGGCAUGUAAGGUCCCUCGAGCUGAGGAAUGAGUGGCCGCGAGCAAUCGGGCGGUGAACACUAUUUUCGGAUUUAAGAACUGGGUGGAAUAUCUGAAGUUUCUGAACAUGGAUAUUACAGUGUCAGAGUUGAUGGGAAACUUCAUGGAUACGCCGCUGGUGGUGUGGGUGAAGACCUUUGGACCCCUGGGCUCUGGCUCAGAGGACAAACUCUCCAUGUUCAUGGAUCUGGUGGAUGGUGUCUUCCUGCACAAGAUCAUGACACACAUAGACCCCAGCCCCACAAAUCAGAGAGUGAAUAAGAAUGUGAACAAUGAUGUGAACCUACGAAUCCAGAACCUCAACAUUGUGAUCAGGCACAUCAAGAACUACUACCAGGACUGUCUCCAGCAGCUCAUCCUGAUGACCCUGCCUAAUGUGCUGACCAUCGCGAAGGACCCCCUCUCAGGCAAGGGCAUGGAGGAGGUGAAGAGACUGCUGCUGUUGAUCCUAGGCUGUGCUGUACAGUGUGAGAGGAAAGAAGAGAUCAUUGAGAAAAUCAAACUGCUCGACAUCGAGAAGCAGGCAGCCAUCGUCUCCCACAUUCAAGAGGUGACCCAUAACCAGGAGAAUGUGUUGGACAUGCAGUGGCUGGAGCUGCCAGACAUGCCCCCUGAGGAGCUCAACCCCCUGUCCCGUAACAUGGCGCUGCACCUCCGCAAACUCAUAGAUGAACGAGAUGAAUGUGCAGAGGUGAUCGUGGAGCUGACCCAGGAGAAGGACUACCUCCAGUCCCAGCAGCCCUCCAAUCACAUGGGUUACCCCUGUCCUGAGAGGAAUGUGUUGGGCCUGGACGGACCCGUCUCACUGCUGUCCAAAGAGGACCGGCAGCACCUGGCUGUGGAGCUGGCCGACACUAAAGCCAAACUGAGACGCUCACGGCAGGAACUGGAGGAGAAGACUGAGCAUCUGAUGGAUACCAAACAUGAGGUGGAGAGGCUGGACCUGGAGAUGCAGAAACUCAAGCAAGAGAACAUGCAGGUGCUGGCGGAGGCACGGUCGGUGCGUGCCUACAGGGAUGAGGUGGAUGCUCUGAGGGAGAAGGCAGCCAAGGUGGACAGACUGGACACAGAGCUGUCACGCUGCAAGGAGAGGCUACACGACGUCCACUUCUACAAGACACGAGUCGAGGAGCUGAGAGAGGACAACGUGACUCUGAUUGAUACCAAAGCCAUGCUGGAAGAGCAGCUGGGGGCUGCCAGGGGGCGCUGUGACAAACUACAUGAGUUGGAGAAGGAGAACCUGCAGCUGCGCUCCAAACUCCAUGACAUGGAGAUGGACCGGGUCACAGAUAAGAAGCGCCUGGAGGAGUUGAUAGAGGAGAACAUGCUGCUGGAGAUCUCUCAGAAACAGAGCAUGAACGAGUCUACCCACCUUGGCUGGGAGCUGGAGCAGCUUGCUAAGAACAAUGACAACAGCGACACGCGCAAAUCGUUUGUGUUUGAGCUGAACGAGUCUACGUCGAGCCGUCUGCUGAAGCUGGAGAAAGAGAACCAGGUUCUACAGACCACCAUACAGGAGCUCAGAGAGGCUUCCCUAAGUCUAGAGGAGGGCCAGCUACAUACCUUGGAGCUGGAGAGUGAGAACCAGGGCCUCUGCAAGAAGCUGGAGCAUCUGCAGACCCUGCUGGACCAGGAGAAGCAGACAACCCAGGACAUGGAGGGUCUCGGGGAAGAUCUACUCAAAGACAAGCAGAAACUGGAUAAGGCUCUGGAGACACUGCAGGAAGACAAGGACAGACAGAUCUCUGAGCUGGAGCAGGAGAAGGAGCACCUGAGCCAGGCGGUGAGCUCCCUACGUCAGCGCGCCCAAGCCAACAGUGAGGCUCGGGUCAGGGAGGUGGAGACGGAGAACCGCGUCCUCCACCAGACCAUCACGGACACCGGGUCCAAGCUGGCCCGACUAGAGGCCCAGGGCAAGCAGUCGACUAAGGAGCUGGAGACACUGAGGGAGAGGGGGGAGCGCUGUGAGGAGCUGGAGAGGGAGACUGCACAUCUUGGGAGGAGCAAAGAGCAGCUUCAGAGGGAGGUGGCGUCGCUGAUUAUUACGUGUGACCGGGCCGAGGCCCUGGAGAGAGACAAUGCCAGCCUGGAGCAGGACAACCGGAGGCUGAAGAAGCAGGCGGACACGGCCCAGAACACCAGCCUGCGCCUGACUACUCUGGAGAAGGACCACAGCCUCCUGGACCAGGAGAACCUGGAGCUCCGCCGCACUGUGGAAUCUCUUCGGCCGGCCGCCGCGCGCCUGGCCCAGCUCCAGCAGGAGAAUGGGGAGCUAGAGCGGGACAGGGAGGAGCUGGCCCGGUCUGUGGAGGAGCUGAGGUCCCAGGGGAAAAGGGCAGAGAGGCUGGAGAUGAGCAUCAGCAGCCUGGGUCAGGAGAACCAGAGGCUCCAGCAGAGCCUGGACAACAGCUCCACAAAGAUCCAGGGGCUGGAAAGGGAGCUAAGGCAGGCCGAGGCUGAGACAGGGGGGCUAAGAAGGGAGCUGGAGGAGGUGUGCCUGGUGGCGAAACGCCUGGAGGCAGUGGAGAAGGAGAAGAGGGGGCUGGAGCAAGAACUGGGCCAGUCAGAGAAGGAGAGUAAGCAGCUGGAGAAGGAGGCACGGAGGCUGUGGCAGCAGCUGGAGGUGAAGGAGAGGGUGCUGGAGGAGAGUGCUCUGAGGCUGGCCUCCCUGGAGAAGGAGGGCAUCACCAAGGAGAAAGAGCUGGAGAGGUUAAAGGAGGCGACUGGGAAGGUCAAAGAGCUAGAGCGGGAGAGCAAGGAGCUGCAGAAACAGGCCACGAUUGACAAGAGGACCCUGGCCACACUCCGAGAGGACCUGGUGAAUGAGAAGCUAAAGGUGCAGCAGCAAUGGAACGAGUUGGAGACACUGAGCCAUGAGCUGGAGAAGAUUGGCCUGAACAGAGAGAAACUACUGCAGGAGGAGCACAGCUGUGAAGACAAUAAGUUCAAGAUCUUGGAGAGUAAGAUCGAGUCAACACUGAAGAAGACUCUGGAGAUCCGUGAGGAGAAGAUUCAGGGGCUGGAGUCCCGGCUGGAGGAGUCUAGUAGUCUCAACCAGCAGCUACGCACUGAACUCAGCACCGUGAAGAAGACUCUAGAGGCUCUGCGACAGAGGCAGGAGGAAGAGGAUGCCCACUCCCAGACCCAGAGCUCCACACUGCAGGCUGUAGGUCAGGGCCAGGGCAGGCCUGGCCAGAAGGAGAAGUGGGAGACGGAGACUAGAGAGGCCACCGCGGAGCUCCUCAAACUCAAGGACCGCCUCAUCGACAUAGAGAAGAAUAAUGCAACCCUGCAGACAGAGAAGCACCUUCUGAAGGAGCAGCUGAGACAGCUGGACACCCAGAACAGUCAGCUGAAUGCCCAGACUGUGGCCGUACAGAGGCAGUCUGCAGUACUGCAAGAGCACAACACGGCCCUGCACACACAGACAGCCAAGCUACAGGUGGAGAACUCCACCCUCAACUCCCAGAGUGCAUCUCUCAUGGCCCAGAAUGCUGUGCUACAGGGCCAGGUGGGGGCGCUGGAGAGUGAGUCAGAGGCGUGGCAGCGGCAGCGGGAGGAGGCGCGGGUGGGUAGGGAGAGCGUGCUGCAGGAUCACGAGCGCCUGCUGAGUGUGCAUGAGAGACAGGCAGCGGAGUACGAGCAGCUCAUCGCCCAACACGCCACCCUGAAGGGCAACCAGAGAGCUCUGGAGCAAGAGCACCGCACACUGGAGAACAAGUACAUAGUGCUCCUGAAGCAGAAAGAUGCCAUGGAGGCGCUGGAGUCCACCCUCCAGAAGGAGAGGGAGAGUCUAGGAGAGGAGAUCCACAAAAACGCCCUGAUCCUGGGGGAGAACCAAAGCCUGAGGGGGGAAGUGGACAGGUUGACCCAGACACAUACCCAGCUACGUGCCGAGUAUGAUGGGCUGCAGGUGCAGACCAAGGAGCUGAAGACUAGUCUGAAUGGAGCUCAGUUGGAGGUGAACCGCUGGCAGGCCAGAUACGACUCAAUGAAGGAGCAGCACCAGGGCCUGGACAUCUCCAUGACCAAGCUGGACAACCACUGUGAGUUACUGACGCGUCUGAAGGGGAACCUGGAGGAGGAGAACCACCACCUGCUGAGUCAGAUCCAGAUGUUGAGCCAACAGAACCAGACCCUUCUGGAGAGAACCAUGGAGAGCAAGGAGCUUUACCACGAAGAGCAAAAACAGUACAUUGACAAGUUGAACUCACUCCGGAGGCAGAAAGAGAAGCUGGAGGAGAAGAUCAUGGACCAGUACAAGUUCUAUGAUCCAACCCCUAAAAAGAAGAACCACUGGGCCGGGGCAAAGGCCUUGGCCAAACUCAUCAAGCCCAAGAACAGACAGGACAGCUCGAGGGAGAGGGUGCGGAGCGCCCCAGACAUCCCCCUGCCUGAACCUCCCACCCUGGACUUCCCUGACAUACCUCCCCCCUGCCUCCCCCUCCUCUACCCCCCCGCCAGUCCCGCCUCAGCCUGGACUCUGUGGGGAACCACUCUCAGGAGGAGAACCACCACGGACAGGGGCACUCCCCUACCCUCACCCCCACCCACUCCAGCAGAGCACCCCCAGCCCUGCCAGCGGUACUCCCUGUCACAGCAGCCAAGCGCACUAAACGACAGUGGAGUGUCCCGAGGCAGGGAGCUGUACCGAAUUCCAGGGGGUAGCGGUGAGAGUGUCAAUGGCACAGAAGAGCUCUACGCCAGAAGAAGAGGUGUGGAGCUAGGGGGUGCUGCUCACUCCACCCUCGCCAACCACACCUCCACUUCAGGCCUGACGCUCAACUCGAGCUCCAGGCCUGGACGCAGACCCAAAGGUUUUAUCCACGAGGACGACCCUCGGGUUCACUCCCCCGACGCCCUGUUUGGGAGCAGUAUCCAUGGAAACGCAGGUUAUCGACCAGGUUCUGCUGAGCUCAGCCGCAACACCUCCAGCAGCAACUCUCCUGUUAACUGCAAAGAUUCCCUGGAGCGCCUGCAGGGCCGUUCUGCCAGCCUGUCCAGUGAUGACGUAGUGGGCGUUAGUCACGACGUCUCCCACUCCCUGUCUCUCCCCCGGAGCUCCACGGUUCCCUACGACGCCCAUACACACACCCCGACCAAGAGGAGUGCACCCCGGCCGGGCCGCCACCGAACCUCCUCCCCUGGCAGCGAUAUGGUCACCUUGGAAGAGUUCCUGGAGGAGAGCAACACCCUCUCACCACCAACUGUGCAGACAGGCAGUCAGGAGGACCUGAUGGAGGACUACUUCAGCAGAACAGGAGAGCGGGAGAGAUCCACCUCCGGCCGGCCUGCUCUGAGAGAUGGAGCCAAGACCCCAACCAGCUAUGUCACACCCACCGUGAAGAGAGACACAGACCUCCAACGGGCCGGCGAGGUGCCAGGCAGGAACUCUAAACCAGGCCAGAGCGUCAGGCCCAUCGUCCGGCUCCCUGAGGGAUCCACCUCCACACCCCAGUCCCAGACCCUACCCAACCGGGCCAGCAACGGGUUAGGGACAGGGGGGCGGCCCUCACCCCUGGGACCUCCUACACCCCGUGGAGGUGGUCUGGGCAGCAGCAGUCUGUCUCGGACCUUCAGCCUGGCCUCUGCUGACCUGCUGCGCUCAAACGGUCCAGAUAGCUACCGGACAGACAGGGAGGCAGGUUGCUCACCCAGCCAGAGUGGAGGUGGUGGAAGUGUGGACGGGGUGGUCAGGAGGCCUGGGGCUGGAGCCAUGGCCAGGGAGCGCCCCCACUCUGCCAGGCUAGCAGGACCCUCGGACAUAGACCCCCGCAGGCUACCUCUGACUCCACCCAAAGAGGAACCACUCAGCCUGACCCUUCCCCAGCACCUCUCCUCCUCCCUAUCCUUGCAGCCCGAGCGAUACGGAGGAAGAACAACACCAGGCUCCGCCCCCAGGAACAAUGGACCCAGCACCGGACAACAACAGGGACGACCCAACCCCCAGCAGAAUCAGCAGAACCAUCGUGGGGAGGUUGCCAUGGUGACACCAGUUAGGGCAGUGCCGGCUCUGAGACUGGAGGAGGCACAGGAGGAAGAGGUGCAGCGCAGAGAGGCGCGGCUACAGGCGAACUCCCCGUUACUGAAGAAACCGGAGGUGGGAGGAGGAGGGGGGCUGAGCUGUGGCACAGGGGAGCCCCCCACGAGCACCCCUGCCUCCCCAGACCCCAAUAAUGACCCCCAGACUGUGUGGUAUGAAUAUGGCUGUGUCUAGGAGCCAUUAGUGUAGUUACAGACCACAGCCCCAGUACUGUACAAACACUGUUCUUCCUGCUAAACCACAGGAUGUCUGGCCUGGUCUUGUCUGGCACUCCUAGGCUGGUCCUUACUGUACUGGAUAUAUCCUUUAUGAUUCGGACUGUUUGAAACUUCCUAACUGUAAUCUUUAAUGGUGAAACCGCCAACAACAAAGAAGUUACUGCACACAACGAACACUGUUUUUCCCCUCAGACAUUAUUACACGCACGACAGGAGAGCAAAAUAUGUACUGCUUGUUUGUUUUUUUUACCAUGCUGCGCAACGUCUUCUCAGCUCGGCAUCAAAAACAAUAACGGCGUUGCUGUGGCGGCCAGUGGCGCUGUUUCCCCCUACUGCGGAUUCUAUCUUUAAAGCUUCAUAAAGAAGAUGCAGCCACACAGAGACCACCUCAAUCAACACACAACCGGGGCCUGUCCCCGCUGGAAAAACACAUGGUUGAUUUGAUUUGCAUGACCAAGGGACCACCAGUAUCGCAGUUACAUUAGCACAUGAAUGUUUUGAGGAAGACAAAAGGCACUAGGGAGCGACGAAUGUAUUUUAAUAUUUUUCUAUUGGACACCACUGAUUCCCCUCAGCUCUCUGUGCAUUGUGUAUACAACCUUGGCCUUGUCCAAGAAGUUAUAUUCUGAAUCUGAAAAACAAACAUUUUGGGGAAGGAGAAAAGAACCACUCCCAGAGUAAUUGCAUGGUAAUUUCUGUCCUCCAUCUUUAGGAGCUUAAGGACAGACAGUGUUUGAUUGUCUCAACACAGCCUCGGAGUAACACAUUACUGGAAAAAGGUCUGCUCCAACUUUGAACAUACUGUUUUCUGUUGUGGCCUGUGGGUGACCAAACUAUGGGCUUUGUGAAACUGGCUUGUGGGGAGCAUGUAAUUCAUCCCAUAUCUGUCCUUGUGCACGCGAGGCAGGACGAGAAAGUAGAGUGAGAGAGCACCGCACUGACCAACUUCCGAAAAGAGAAAAAGCAGGGAUUUUGUAGCAAGAGAGGGCAUACUUUUUAAAUGAAAGGAGUGAAGGAGGAUUGAGAAAGUGAUGGAGAUGGAGUGAAAGUGAGUAAAAAAAAAAAAAAAAAAAAAGAUGGACAAAGAUGGAAAUGGUGACAUGAUGAUUAAAACGGAUGAAGAUGAGUUAGAGAUUGGUCAGGUUGAGAAAUAAAACGGUGAAAUAUUUCAUACUGUCCAUGACUGAGCACCGUGAAUGCCCCCAGAAACUAGUGUCUAUACCAGAGCUCUCCAACCCUGUUCCCGGAGAGAUACCCUUAUGUAGGUUUUCACUCCAACCCCAGUUGUAACUAACCUGAUUCAGCUAAUUAUUAGAAUCUGGUGCACUAGAUUGGAGUUAAAGUGAAAAUGUACAGGACGGUUGGAGAGCCCUGCUAUAUACAGUAGAACACUGUCAGUUUUGAUGUUUUCUAUAUGCAUAUGAUGAAUAUUAUUUUCCAAAAUCAUUCCAAAAAGCACUAUACAAUGAAGUAGAUAAUGAGUCUGAACACUGGAUACAUUUUUACUACAGAAAACGAGUACAUUGUCGACCAAGGGGUAAGGGUUUGUCUUUUUCAUUUUGAGUUCUUGAUAGUGUUAAAUGUAUGUUUGUUUUUUUAGACUGUCUGCUACCCAGCUAUAAAAUGGCAAUUAAGACUCAAUGUAUUUAUGUUCCCCUCGAUGAUAAAACUACAGUUUAUCUGCAUGUUUUUUCUUUCUCACCUAAAUGCGUUUGUUGUGAAGUGAACAGUGUGUGUUUCAUUGUAAGGGUGGUGGUGUUUGAAUUGUGCACAACUUCAUUAAUUCAAAAAGUAGCGAUGCGUUUUCUGUAUUCGUAAAAAGUCAGUGGAUAAAAUUCUAAUUAGACUCCUGUAUUAGGUGGAUGAUUAGUCUGCCUGUUACAGUGUAACAAUGCAUCAGAUGACUAUAUAGAGCGUGAAAAUUGACCAUAUUUGGCACUUUUCUCUACUAAAUCAAAUUUCCCUUCCACAGCUGUUCUCUUCAGAUUGAUGAAAGGUUGGUAUGGUUGGCAUUCCCAAGAGAAAUAUCAUCUGUUUUGCAUUGAAUCUCGUGUGUGUGUGUGUGUGUGUGUGUGUGUGUGUGUGUGUGUGCGCACACACACCUAUGCACAAUAUGUGUGCCAUCACCAUGUGUACAGGUGUCUAAGGUCUUGUCUAACUGGUGCACAGUUCCUGUGUGUAAUGUACAGUAGGUUAGAGAUUUGAUUUUGAUAAUCAUGACCAAACACUACUAAAAAAUGACUGGAGUUCUAAAAGACACACCUACCAACAUGCACAGAUACUGAAAUGAAAAUAUUGCAAAUGUUUUCAUCGCUUAAUGUAGAUACAUAGACCUUUUCUGUCCAAAAACAAUGGAAACCUUUUUUAAAUAAAGAUUUGUAAAAUGA
Oncorhynchus keta (chum salmon) is the source of this 9127-nucleotide messenger RNA. RefSeq names its product protein Daple-like. Gene Ontology annotation, molecular function: dynein light intermediate chain binding; microtubule binding. Bases 547 to 6696 code for a protein of 2049 amino acids. Gene Ontology annotation, cellular component: centrosome; cytoplasm. Lineage: Eukaryota; Metazoa; Chordata; Actinopteri; Salmoniformes; Salmonidae. The record is from RefSeq and is a predicted model, not a curated record. The transcript is spliced from 33 exons. Gene Ontology annotation, biological process: cytoskeleton-dependent intracellular transport; cytoplasmic microtubule organization.